UUACAGACCGUUUGGGUACCAAAUGAAUCGAGAAUUCAUUUUAUUUUAAAAUGAAUUACCAUGUAGAAUUCAUUGUCAAAAGAAUUCUUAUAUUUGGUAUGUUAUAUUAAAAUCUCUAGAAAUAAAAUGAAUUCAAUUCCCAAACCAUGUUUGGCAUACGUUGAAUUAAACUAAAAGUUUUCAACUACACCCUUAUUAAUUUCCUGCAUAAACAAUAUUCAUCGUAAUCCAUCUUCUAAAAAUGCUUUUGGUGCCAUAAGUAGAAUAUCAAAAGUGUUCUUAUGUGUUUCUAUUCUAUUCAUUAGUUCUUUUUGAAUAUUUCAUCGAUGAACCCUACACUCUAAUGGUGUCUUCUCUACGUACUGAUACAAUUGAAGCAGAAAUAUCAAAUAACCAACAUCUGCUACUGGCGUUGCAAUCAAAUUCUUGUCGACGAUCAUACUGUUGAGUUGACGCCAAAUAAUAAAUGUAAAAGUAAUUUAGUCAAUAAGUGAGGAUAAUUAUGUCAUUUUAUUAUAAUUAGUAAAUACUUGUGGAAUUCAUUUGAAAAUUCAAUCUCAAUUCCUAGGAAUUGCUAUAACUAGUUCCAAUUCAAUAAAAUUCAAAAUUUAAAAUAGGAAACGAAUUCUAUAAAUACCAAACACAAAAAGUUUUCAUUUCAAAUUGAAUUUCUCAAAAUUUAUGAAAUUCAUUUAUACCAAAUUAGUCCAUAUCAAAUCGAUGUGGUCCGACUCAAGUGCCUCCAACCAACUUGACCAAUCCUCUAUACAACCGACUCUUAUGAUGAGGUUAUUAUGGGUAUUCCAGCCCAUCCACAAGAGAAAUUGUAAAAACAAAAAGGAAAUAAAGUGAUCGGAGUCUUCUUCUCGCAGAGAUUGUUUUCUUUCUUCCAAAUUCAUUUACAUGAAAAACAAUAUAUGGAUCGUCGAUCUGCUUAAAAUUGGAGCGAAACAAUCCACUGGGAAUCAGAGAGAUUCUCGUUAAGGUUUUUCUGAUCCGUCCUUCCCGUGCUUCAAUCCCCACUCUCCCGACAUGGCUGCUCCCUUCUUCUCUACUCCGUUUCAGCCUUAUGUCUAUCAGAGUCAACAAGCUGCUAUGAUUCCUUUCCAGAUUUUGGGUGGCGAAGCACAGGUGGUUCAGAUCAUGUUGAAACCGCAAGAAUUUGUUAUUAUACGACCAGGUGCCAUGUGUUUCAUGUCCGGGUCCGUUGAAAUGGUGAACAUUUUUAUGCCUGAGAAUGAAGUAGGAAUGUGGCAUUGGCUUUUUGGCAAGACUAUUACCAGUGUAGUCAUUCGUAAUACUGGUUCAAGCGAUGGAUUUGUUGGAAUUGCUGCACCUUCACUGGCAAGAAUUCUCCCGAUUGAUUUGGCUAUGUUCGGUGGGGAAAUUUUGUGCCAGCCAGAUGCAUUCCUUUGCUCCAUCAAUGACGUUAAUGUGAAUGUUGCGGUUGAUCCAAGGGCGCGUAACGUGAUGGGUAGUGCAGAGGGAUUUCUGAGACAAAAACUAACUGGACAAGGUCUUGCAUUCAUUAUUGCUGGUGGAUCUGUUGUGCAGAAGAAGCUUGAUGUUGGAGAGGUACUAACUGUGGAUGUUUCCUGUAUUGCCGCGGUUAAUUCCACUGUCAGUGUUCAAAUAAAGUACAACGGUCCCCUUAGAAGGGCUGUCUUUGGCGGAGACAAUAUGGUAACAGCUACCCUAACGGGACCAGGGAUCGUGUUCAUCCAGAGUUUGCCCUUUCAACGUUUUUCCCAACGCAUUGCAAGGGCAGUGACAUCGCCGAACAUGAGAGAGAAUCCCAAGUUCUUUGUUCAGAUAGCUAUCUUCUUCAUCCUAGCGUAUGUUGUGAUUGUAUCCUCCUUGAUCUUGACUGAUGUAUGAUAUGGUAGUCUUGUGGCCUCUUUACAUUUUCUUUCUCUUUCCAGUUAACCAUUCCUCUUUGGGGAAAACACUGAACCACAUAGUUAGAGUGCAUCAAAUCAUUGUGCCAUUGCCAUUAUCGUUGCCAGUUUUAACAUAAAUGGAUAGAUUUAAUCAUCAUGGUUUUGUGUUCGAUUUCAUUCCGUCGAGUUGGUUCGUCGUAGUGCAGGUAAACUGGUGUAAAAUCUUAUAUAUUUAGAUUUUGAACUUGCUGAGUGAAGUGGAUUUGGUCGUUGCUGCGUGUGUAUAUUCCCUUAUCGUGAUUGCCUUUCCCCUGUUUCUGAAUCGACCAUAUUCAUUCCAGAUAGAACUUCAUUUGGGGGUUUAGGAAGAACACCAUACAAACGAAGCAGAUCAGGCCAACCAUCUUUGGCUACGAUUGAUUGUGCUUACCAAUACCACCUAAUAGAACCAGGACACGAUUGAUUGUGCUGUAACACUCGAUAAAAAGCUGAAUUACGA
Linum trigynum is the source of this 2379-nucleotide messenger RNA. Lineage: Eukaryota; Viridiplantae; Streptophyta; Magnoliopsida; Malpighiales; Linaceae. The record is from the annotation of a GenBank genome assembly.